Petromyzon marinus (sea lamprey) is the source of this 6580-nucleotide messenger RNA. RefSeq names its product P2R1A-PPP2R2A-interacting phosphatase regulator 1-like. NCBI's taxonomy places the organism in Eukaryota, Metazoa, Chordata, Hyperoartia, Petromyzontiformes, Petromyzontidae. The record is from RefSeq and is a predicted model, not a curated record. Gene Ontology annotation, molecular function: protein serine/threonine phosphatase inhibitor activity.
CGCGCGAAUUACGGGUUGGCGUUUGGACAAACGUCGCGGAACCGACCCCGCGUUUUUUAAUUCACACAUCGGCACAACGGCGCCGUGUGGCUCCAUUCAAAUGGCAUCCUCCAGUUACCGUGGCCACCCCAGCGAUUGACUGCGCACAGCCGCGGCGAUAAUUUAACAUUGUUUACACAAUUCGCAGAUUAUUUAAAUAAUAAUAAAAAACCUUUUUCAAUAACAUUUUUUUUCCACACUGAAUUUGCAAAUGUGGCUUGAGGCCCGUGUUGGGGCCUAGUGCAGGGGAGUGCGGCCGGGCUCGGCUUGAAUGUCCCGGCCAGGGGAGAUGGAAGUGGAGGCGGUGGAGUCUCCAGGCGACGCCGGGGAUCCCGACCUCGGGGACGGGGCGGCAUUGAGGCGAUACAACAGCGCGCCCAUGAUCAACAACAUCGGCAGAGAAGGGAGCCCACUGUCUCUCGCGAGCGACGGAAAGAGUCGGAGAAACAGCGGCGGCUUCCUGAGCCGACAGGGAACGGCAACACCACCGUCACCUGGCAGAGUAAUGAGCAGUCGUGUCAACCAGAUUAAACAGGAGGAGGGAGCAGACUUGAUAAAUCGUGAAACAGCACACGAGAGGGAGACCAGGGCCGCCCUGCACAUCAGCCAGUCGUGCGAAGAUCUCUCCCUGAGUGAAGCGUUGCCCGAGCUGGAAAAAACCAUCACUCAGCGCAGGUCGGACUUUUUCCCGCUAUCGCCAUCUCCGUCGCCCACCCGUGGCAUCGGCAAGCAACUGUACUCCCCGUCACUGCAAGCGCCCGUCAGCCCCAGCAGGGCCCCGAGUCCUCGCCGCUUCACCACAAAACGAAGUGCGAGUCCCAUCAGCCACAUUCGCCCCAGCACCCUCGGAUCGCUCAAGAGGAAAGCCGACUUUGAAGUGGAUCACACCUCCAAGCGCCUUUUUCUUGGUACCGGCGACUUGGAGUUCAACUUCACAUCGAGCAUGCUCAACCAGAGCCUGUCGCCCUGCAGCAGCAGCGAUUGCCGCCCGUCCCCGGCCACGUCCCCACACGUGGACACCCCCAGCCCCGCCCCCAGUCCCGCCCACGCCCCGCUCUCAUUGGCCGCUCUCUCCCCGGACACCGACCCCGGCCGCUCCCCCAGCCCCGCCCACACCACUCUCUCAUUGGCCGGCUCCGCCUUCACGCCGGUGUCGCGAUGAAACGUUUCCGAACCCUGCGGAGUUCGGAUGGCUCCCCGCAAGCGCGCCCUGUCGCGGUCGAGCGCGACCGUGGGGAGGUGAGGUGAGCGUCGGGUAUAGGAGGCAACGCAAACAAAAACAACAAAAAUAACGACGAGGGUUGGCGACUAAUUAUUUUUUGGUUAGCGAAAGGGAUUUCGAUCCAGGGCAGUGCGACGGUUUGUAAUCCUGUAAAUAAAAAUAGAAAUAAUCCGUCCACUGACUUUCUAAAUCCCGGCCUACCAUCUCCCUGAUCACGUGUCAUCACCAGAGGUUAUUUUCCCUACCGUGCACCGACCACCAUCGUCUUGAUGUGGCUGGUUCCCACAAAUGCACAACGCACCAUGAUACAGCUGUCGUGCCAUCUCCCACAAUGCAUCCUGAUGUAGCUGUAGUGGCAGCUGUCACAAUGCACUGCGCGUCAUUAAAUUGCCUUAAAAAAUACGGCAAGCAUCACUCAGCCAUGUCAGUAGAGGACGCUGCAGUGGCACUCGAGGCAUGUGACCAUGUGUUUAAAAUGAUUUCCGUAGCAAAGCCUCAAACUGGAGUCGUACCACCAAUCAACAACGUUGGUAUACAAGCUGUAGUGCGUGGACCCCUGGUGGUCUGCAAGGCCGUGGGAUGCACUCUGCUGAACUGUUGCAGACAUUCCGAUUUAGAAUUGUGUUUAUGUUGAACAAUAUGUCAUUGGUGCACGGUGGUCCGCGCAAAUUAUUUGUAGAAAUUUUGAGAACGACUUGCUGGCCUAGACGAUAAAAUAGGCCUGGCUGUCUAUCGACGAAGUUGUAACCAUUUGAUAAUUUUUUUAGGGUUGCCAUCUAUCUUUAUUUAAUCUCUGCACAUGCUUGGCUUGCAGUCUCCCCAUGCACAGCUUGAGGAAGGCAUUGCCCAGCAAGCGAGCAUACACUUACCAAGAAUACUCGCCACCCCCAGCAACCUCGGGCAAAGCCGUCCGAGGAACACGCGCGGGGGUAAUUUUGACGGUUUAUUGUCGACCGAUUUUAGAAAGUACGGCUUAUUUAUUGAAUGUCACUGAUUUGACGCGCAGACACACGAAACAGAAUGCAUCAGCGUCGCGCAUCUCGGCGUGGGUGAGAGAGUCCGUUGGUCCGGGCCCGGCCUGCGCCAUGCCAUAUUUACGGCCAUUUCUACCCCCAUCAGGAAAAGGGGGUCAAGCAAUUGGUCUCAGGCCUAAUUGGUUGACGCACCCUUUGGCCGUGUAAAAAAAAGCCACUACGUGAUUACACUAAUGAUAGCCCCGCAUCUUUAAAGCGUCCGAAUCGUACGUCCGAAAUCACGGAACUGCUCUUAAUUACCGCCGCCUUCUCAGGGAAUGACCCGUUGAGCAAGGUGAAUGUUGCGGGUGACGAUUCCUCAUCGGAACGGUAGCGACCUGAGGACAAGGACGACCCAAAAAAACGUUGAGCGGCAGCCAUCGCGAGGCACCUGCGGCAGGCCUAAGUAGUCGCCGCGCGGCAAGUGUGCCCUCGUUUCUCGGUUAAAAGAAGGUAAAGGCGAAGCAAUGCAGAAUGCGUGCUCACGACACUACCGGCAGAAAAAAAAUCUCCAGAGGGAUCUCUGGAGAGCCUCCCUCGAGAUGGUAUUACGGCGGAUCGCUGACGAACUGCUUUCUUGAGCUGAGCGGCACAAUGACACAGCACGCGGGAUGAUGCAGUAACGCGGCGGCGUACCCUUAGUUACUUACCCCGCCACCUCGCCGUGUUGUGCGUUGCAGUACCUCACACGUCGCCAAAACUUCAUCGAUCAUUGAACUAUUUGUGGGGGUUUUUGCGUCACGUUUUUUUUUCCCCACUUAAAGUGGCACUUCUGCAGGGGCGCGUCUGCUGCGUUAAAGGAGGGCUUGGCGCGGUGUCGACUUGGGCUCUGUAACCCUCCACCAACCUGGCGGGGCCAGAUGACCCAACUGGCACAUGUUGUGCCCGCUUGGCCACUUGUCUGGCUGGGGGGCUAUGGCUGCAAUUGACGUCUUACGCCCGCGCGGCUUGACCCAACGUAACCCAGUUAUGAAUCGCGAUGUUGGUCGACGAAUUAAAUCGAGUACGAUGCAAUCAGUCGUCGGGUAAUUUGCUAUGGGGGAAAGACAAAAAAGCCAUCGGGGAGCCCUUGGGUCUGCCACCUUUUGCCGCACCCAAAGGCCGAUUGCCUGCUGAUUUCACGUAACAUUUACUCGCGCAAAUUCUAAAGUCCCGCCUCGCCCAACAUAAGUAAUUUUUGUUAAUUACUUACAGCCCUUUUGUCAAUCCGUUGACAGGUGAAGGGCUUCCCACGCCGCAUCAGUCGGGGCGGGGCGGGGCGGGGGGGGGGUUGCUUGACCAUACUUCACCAUACUGGUCACUGCCGGUUGGUGAAGGGGGCACCCGAGGACCGGUUCGUAUAUACCGCUCGCCACCUAUGUCGGCCCUGGCUGGGAAUUUAACUCGGCCCGCGGCGAGUUCGUAGCGCCGCGCGGUAAUGACCACGGCAUCAACUUCAACCCCUCCCGCCGGGGUCUUCACUCAAGCGAGGCCUCAGUGGGCCGUUAGGUCACGUUGGGUUCUUUACGUGUGAAAACACCCCACCCAUCAUCAUCAUCAUCGCGCUGCUGUCGAGCCCCCAGUGGUUUCAAACGUGUGGCGGCCCUCACACCGAUGAUGUCUUAUCGGCGAAAGUGACCCGCCCCCCUCUGAUAAUGAGUGAAGAACGCUGAGCUACGUCGCGCCUCGAGCGAAGGUGGGUCGCGAGCCACCGUAAUGGUUUUACGAUCUGCCGCUUUGUACCGUGCGCUCCUGUAGACGACGCUGUGCUCGCAUGUCUGCUGCAAAAAUCGCCGCGCGUCCGUCGGCCGUUUUGUUCGAGUGCAGCGAGUUUUUUUUUUAAUUCGUUUUGUUUUUGUUGCGUCUUUUCCCCCCCCGCGGUGUUAUCCCGACGGUGUGCUAUCGGUGUCGCGUCGCGAGAUGUAGAAUCCGUUGAGGUCUCUCGCGGAGCCAGUGGUCACCCUCGUGUGGGAGAACGGCCCGCGGAAGCGGAUAACACGGAGCUACCACUGAGGUCCCUUUUAAGCGGCCUCUGAGAGUAUUGCCCAUCGGGUGACAGUCGAACCAAUGCUUUGUUUAAUUCUCACAGCUGGAAGUUUAAAACCAAAUUCAUUGUUACGUUUUUUUUUUAAUUAUGUGCAGCCAUUGGUGACUGGGGCUCAGUCCGUCCACUCGCCACGCUUGAGAACUUGGGAUGAACCCAGAAUAUCGGCGGUGCCAGCUCAACGCUCUGACCUUGCCACCGGGGGGCCGCCUCUUUUAGCACGAUCUUUGAACCGUUCAGGGAGGCCACGUUAGCUACCGUGGGCCACCGCUCCCGAGUCCUUGCCUCUUGGCCCGUGGCCCAACCGCGCCCUUGAGCUGAGGUCUAUGCGAGACGUCGCAGGCUGCCGUAUGCAUCGAAUACUCCGUCUUUCGAUAAAGGUGGAACGCGAUUAUGUUGCAGAAAAAAGUAAGAGUAAUACCCGUAUUUAAACGCUUGUACGAUAACCCAACAUUAAUUUAACACUUGUCUCGAAGAGCAAUCGUAUGGGCCUCAUUUAAUUUUCCCACGUAGUUUUCCAUGCCAAAAGCACAGGUCACCAAAGAGCUCAUUCCCUAAAACAUCGCUCAACAUUUCUAAAACAUUUCCACAAAAAUGAGUGUUCUCGAACAAGCGAGUGUUGCACCAGUGCUCGUGUCCAUUUGUAGCCCUGAACCAAUGUUGGAAAUUCCACAGUGGUACGCCAGAGGCUAGUCUAUCCUAGCACAACCACAAAGUGGCACCGCUCGUUUUACCAACCACGGAGGGAUGGUGGGUCGAGCCGGACCUCAACCAGGAUUCGAACGUCCGACUUCCUGACCGUGAGCUCUCUGACCCCUGUGCCACUCGGCCAAUGUCAACAUGAACGUGAUAAUUGUUGCAAACAACUGUUAACAGUUGCCCCCACCUAACGUCGCCCAUAGACCUUGACAGUUGAGAACAUCUUGUCAAAGGUAACGAUGCAUCUUAUUUGUGUGUGACUGUGUCUGCGUGCGUGCGCGCGCGCGAGUAUGUACAAAUGCUCACUGUGUUUUUCCUUGCUUGUGAAAUGGUACCCUUGUUUUAAUGUUGCUCCUUUGCAGUGCAUUUCCAUUGUUUUGAAUUCCGACGAAAACUUAAAUUGCAAUGCCACAUUCGGCCACGCGCGAAAUCCGGGUUGGACGACUGGCGCGGAAAACGCUGCGGCACAAGCGAAAUGUGAGAGAGCCACGAGGCCCAACACAGAUGGGAGCUCGGCAAUGGAUCAUUUGAGAGUUGAGUUGGGCCCUGAGUUGGGCCCUGAGUUGGGCCAUGAAUUGGGCCGUGAAUUGGGUCAAGAGUUGGGUUGCGAGUUGGGCCGUGAAUGGGUUGAGAGUUGAGACGUGAGUUAGGCCAAGAGCUCGAACUUUCCGGGCCAGUCUCGCACGUGCAGCCGCGCCCCAAUUCACUCCGUCAGAAUAUCCGUGCGCAGGGGAAAUUCGUCGCCAGACCUGUGACAAUCAAGCAUUGCUGUGGGUGGUGGGAACGUUUGAUUUUUAACAUUUAACAUCAUGAGCAAUGCGGUCCCUACCCGUUAAGCGUUUCUCGGAACCACCUCUGCCCAACUCGCACGAUAAUUCAAGUCCCCGGAAAAAUCAAGGAGGCGACACCUUUUUUGCGCGUGUUUUAAAUCACCCCGGGUUGCCUUUCAAAUUGACUUUUAGAAAUCCGGCAAAUCCAGUGGGCUCGAGUUGGCUCGAGUUGACUCUCGCACGGGGGCAACUAGGUGUUUGGUGAAUGUAUGUAGAAAUUAAAUCAUUUUGUAGAGAUGGCUGGGUCGCGCUGUGGCAUUAACCACACUGGGUGGAAUGACCUCUCUCCGCUUCGACGUUUGCCGUGGCUGGGAAGGUGAUUAACAUCACGUCGCCCCGUUCCGCCGUUGGCACCGACACUGGUAGGGCCCGAGUUGCCUCCCCAGAACAUAACCCCGGGCAGCAUUUGGCGGGGUUUGAUAAUACAAAAAAACGUCGUUGGACGCGUUUACUUAAAUGGUUAAUAAUUCGUGCCGACAAUUCCGUCGACAUUCGUCGUGAUGUCUCUGUAUAUAUUAUUAUUAUUAUCGUGAUUACUAUUGCUGCUGCUGUCUUUAUCGCAUCUGCCGUUGUUCUUAGUUGGCGUCUUAAGCAUUUGCUAACGAGUUCUUCGCCGAUUGUAAAUAGAAUUGCGACGGCAAUUAACGAGGAGGGCGGGAGGGGGGCGGUGGGGGGGGAAGGCAAGCUGAUCGGUAGAUUAAGGGGGGAGAUCGGCAAGGCCGCCAAAACCGAAUAAAAACUGGAAUGAACAAGA